UAUGAGUAUUAAAUGUUUCCAUAUAUAAGUCAUCUUUUGAUGCAUAAUAAACACUAAAUAACUGCUAAGAGCAUUAACUGAGUAUUUUCUGUUUUGUAGUGCACACUUUAGCUCUGUUGUUCCUUCGAAACUUGAUCUGUGGUCCUAAGUGCUGUAGUGAAAGUCAACAGCUAUAUAUAAUUUGUUGAUAAGGUCCAGAAAACAACGUAAGAAAGAUAAAAUAACGUAAAAGGUUAUAGAUGCGCAUAGUUUUUGUGAGUUAAGACGAAAUGUCAACUGAAGGGUAAGUCCUAAAUAUUUGUUGUUCUUCCUUCAGUUAAUUUUUUCCAAGGAAUAACCUUUUUUUAACAGCUAUUGUAUGUUGUCUCUAGUGCUUCAUGCUCAAGUGAAAUUUCAGUGAACGUAAGCGACGCGUUCCAACGUAUUAUGCUGAAUAAGAGAUUCGGAAGCUGGAUUGAAUUAGAUAAUGCGCUAAAGGAUUUCCAUAAAGUAUGAUGGGAUAAAUCUAUGUUUUCUCAGAUGACCCAUACACACUAUGUUCACGCAGAAAGUAGAUUGUUGAAGGAUGUGAGAUAUAAAUACUUGUUCGUAGUGUUUCGUUGCACGUUUGGUCGUAAACGUAAAUCAGAAGGUCUGAAUGUGAUUAAAAAACCGUCUAAAUUUUUAAAUUGCCAAUCGAUGUUUCGCGUAAGAUUGGAGGGUCAACAAUACGUUAUAAAAUCUUACAUGACUCACAACCAUCCGUGUACUAGUUCGUGGAUGGUUUGUGAUCCGUUGAGUAGACGAUUGUCAUCAGAAGAAAAAGAAAACUUGAAACCAGUUAUAUUGCACUGUCAGUCGACGGACGAAGUUAUCGAAAGUAUUAAGGAAAGAACAGGUAAGCAGGUGACCGAUGCUGAUGUCAAAAAUAUGAAAGCUGAACUCUCCACUGGUAAGUGUAUAUAAAUAUAUUUCAGGUUGGACUCGGAAGCAGGUAUUGCAGAUGAUGCGACAAAACGGUCAAGUUAGAGAGCAUGCAGAAAAUGGAUCUAUUACGGCGGUAUGCUUCAGCAGUUAUGAUCAGAUACGGCUGUACAAUCAAUAUCCCGAAGUCGUGUGUAUUGAUUCUACUUAUAAAACUAAUAAUAAAAAGUGAAUAUGAUUUUCGUUUUGUUCUACUAUGUAGGUAUUCAUUAUUCCAGUUAGUGGUAACAGACAAUUGGGGUCGAGGUCGAACUGUUAUGUUUGCAUGGACAAAAAAAGAAAAGCGUGCUGAUGUUACGUGGAGUUUGGAUAAAUUCAAGGAGAUAAUGGGUAACACGACCAAAACAGAAACAUUUGUGAUGGAUUGCGCACGAUCUGAAAGCGCGGCUGUCCGUAUAACACACGGGCAUGCAAACAUUAUUUUGUGCGCCUUUCAUGUGAUUCGCGCUUUCCGGAAAAAGGUACACCAAUGGUUGGUUACAUAAAAUUUCUUUUAGACAAAUGAUAGAAAAAGCAUGGAAGACCAAAUAAUCAGUGGACGAACAUACAAUUAUGAUGCUCCACAGCGUCUUAUACCCUUGCUGAACAUGUUGACCCCAUUCGCAAGAUCCAAAGUGUUAUACGAACUAAAAAAAAAUGCGUUUCGUUAACUUAGAAUAUGAAAGCGGCGAGUGGUUGUUUAUGCUUGACCGCGGACAACAUUACGAAGUAGAUGUAAGUAUUUGUGAAUGCAAUUGUAGCACGUUUAAUAUGUGUCGAUAUCCGUGCCGCCAUCUCCUGCUGGCAUAUAUUAAAAGACGAAGUCUAACAGCUCAUCAACUUCUUAGGUGUUGCUGUAGAUGAAAAUUAGACAAUACGCACAAUUUACAAAACAACACAGUAAUUUCAUUACGGAGACGAAGUAAAGAAUAUAUACAACUUCAACGGCUCCAAAGAAUGUGCAAACAACGAAUUGUUGAGAAAUAUGGUGAACGCUUCGCGAAUCAGGUGGAGAGAAGGGUCUACAAUUUUUACUUAAGAAUUAUAAACAGCUAGACAGCAGGUUUACGAUUAACAGUUCUUUGUGGCUUUAUUUUAUACCACUAUUUAUACAACUUGUAAACUUAUCUUUCCACUUUAGUAGUCAUGAAAAAUCAAUAAACUUUUUCUCAUUUUUUA
Molecule: messenger RNA, 2121 nt
Organism: Schistosoma curassoni
Lineage: Eukaryota; Metazoa; Platyhelminthes; Trematoda; Strigeidida; Schistosomatidae
Source: the annotation of a GenBank genome assembly